AUCAAAUUCCGCUAAGAAAAUUGGUUUGGUGGUGUCUCGUCUGUUCGGGCUUUUCUCUCAACCAUCACCGAUAAAAAGAAAGUUGAAAAAUCAUCGCGGAGGCCUGAUUUCCUUCUUUCCCAGGAUCUGAAGCUUCCCUGCUACUCAAAGAUUUCGCAGAUCCAUUAUGGAUUUCAUGAAGGUUUUCGAUCAAACUGUCCGUGAAAUAAAGAGGGAGGUGAAUUUGAAGGUCCUGAAGGUUCCCGAAAUCGAACAGAAGGUGCUGGAUGCAACAGAUGAUGAACCAUGGGGUCCUCAUGGAUCUGCCUUAGCAGAAAUAGCGCAAGCUACAAAGAAAUUUUCUGAAACUCAGAUGGUUAUGAAUGUUCUUUGGACAAGAUUGAGUGAGACUGGUAAGAAUUGGCGUCUUGUCUAUAAGGCUUUGGCUGUUAUAGAGUAUUUGGUGGCACAUGGAUCUGAACGUGCAGUGGAUGACAUUAUCGAACAUACUUUCCAGAUAUCUUCACUCUCGAGUUUUGAACAUGUUGAACCAAAUGGAAAGGACAUGGGCAUAAAUGUCAGGAAGAAGGCUGAAAACAUUGUAGCCCUUUUGAAUGAUAAAGAUAAAAUACAAGAAGUGAGAAACAAAGCAGCUGCAAAUCGUGAAAAGUACUUCGGACUUUCUUCUACUGGAAUUACUUACAAGUCAGGUUCAGCCUCGUAUGGCAGCAGUAGUUCUUAUAGCAGUGAUAGUUAUCAAGGUCAGAGUAGCUUUAGAGGCGAUAGAUUUCGUGAUAGGAGCAGCAACAGGGAUUCAUUUAGAAAGGAAAAAAAUGAUCAAGAUGAUUUUAAAAAGUCAGAUUGGGUAAAGCAGGAUUAUGGCAAGGGUUCUGCGCAAAACAGCAGCAAGGAUCAAGGUAAAACAUCAUUUGGUACAUCAAAGCCAUCAAAAAAGUCGGAAGACUCUGCAAAUCAGAUUGCCUCCUUCAGUUCUAGUACCCCUACAAAUAAUUCUGACGAAGAUUUUGAUGAUUUUGAUCCUCGUGGAACUUCCACCACCACCACGACAAAAGCUGCUGCACCAAGCCCCAAAAAGGUGGAUCUUUUUGGAGAUAGUUUAAUCGGAGAUCUCAUGGAUGCUCCAACUCUUGUUCCUCCUGGAAAGCCUGACAGCAGUUCUCCGGUGGUUGAUCUGUUUGCAGAUGCUACUUUUGUAUCUGCUUCAGCGCAAGUGGAAAAGGAACCAAAUUCCCCAUCAAAGACUGAGAUUGAUCUAUUCGCUUCACAACCGGCUUCGGUUUCUCCAACAGUCGACUUUUUUGCCUCUCCUGAGCCGGUUGUGCAAACAGAAACCAACUUUGCCGAUGCAGCAAGAGACAGUAAAGCUUCACAACCUGCUUCAGUUUCUGCAACAAUUGACUUUUUUGCCUCUUCUAAGCUAGUUGUGCAAACGGAAACUAACUUUGCCAGUGCAGCAAGAGACAUUAAAGCUUCACAACCCGCUUCUGUUUCUGCACCAAUUGACCCUUUUGCCUCUGCUGAGCCGGUUGUGCAAACAGAAACCAACUUUGCUAGCACAAAAAGAGACAGUAAAACUGUGGAUCCAUUUGCUGCUCUUCCACUUAACUCUUUUGAUGGAUCAGAUUUUUUGGGUGCAACUUCUUCGCGUUCUGAACCAGUGUCCUCAGAACCUUCCCAGAAUCCUGUUGGUGGCCCAUCUAGUAAUUUAGAUGGAAAAUCUAUCAACAUUUCAACAGCUCCAGCGAAGAAGAAUACUUUCCAGGUCAAGUCUGGGAUUUGGGCAGAUUCACUUAGUCGAGGAUUGAUUGAUCUUAAUAUCUCCGCUCCCAACAAGGUUUCCCUGAUAGAUGUCGGUGUGGUGGGCGGACUGAGCGAUUUCUCAAACGAGAGGGAGAAAGGACCGGCACCUACUUAUCACAUGGGGCAAGCAAUGGGUGCAGGGUCUGGUCUUGGUCGGACAGGAUCGCAGGGGAUUGGAGACGAUUUCUUUUCACAACUUUCUGGUCAACAAUACCAAUUUGGUGGUUUCCAGAAGUAAGUUUAUUGUUUCACUUGUGCCGCUUUUCUUCCUGUUGAUCUGCAAAGAGUGUACGAGAAAACCUCGAGCCCUUUGGAGAGUGGCGUUUGCAUAUGCGCCACAUAUUAAUUGAUUCGAGGAAAUGCCUUGAAUAAUAAUAUAAAAUGUUCUAUAUCUUACUGAGUUACUGUGAAUGAAGGAAUAGUGCUCCUUUUUUUUAUUAAAUAUGUUGCGAAAGUAAGACAUGAGCAAUUGAACUUUAUAAAAAUGGACAGGAAGUGAUCUAAAAUACACCAU
Molecule: messenger RNA, 2314 nt
Organism: Cucurbita moschata (crookneck pumpkin)
Lineage: Eukaryota; Viridiplantae; Streptophyta; Magnoliopsida; Cucurbitales; Cucurbitaceae
Product: clathrin interactor EPSIN 1-like
Exons: 12
Coding region: 167-2038 (623 amino acids)
Biological process (GO): endocytosis
Cellular component (GO): plasma membrane; endosome; clathrin vesicle coat
Molecular function (GO): clathrin binding; phospholipid binding
Source: RefSeq, a predicted model, not a curated record